This is a messenger RNA of Dufourea novaeangliae, 1218 nucleotides long. RefSeq lists its product as uncharacterized. Lineage: Eukaryota; Metazoa; Arthropoda; Insecta; Hymenoptera; Halictidae. The record is from RefSeq and is a predicted model, not a curated record. The coding region runs from base 1 to 1089 and encodes 362 amino acids. The transcript has 5 exons.
AUGUCGAAUAGCAAGUGUAUUAAACAACCGCGUAAGAGUUACGCAAAGGAGCAGCAAGAAAUGACCCAUUCGGAGAAAUUGCGCUUAAUAGAUGACGAAUUGAAUUCUUUCUACAAGUAUUGUCAGCAGGCAGGUUUUACGGAAGAAGAAAUGGAUAUUAUUUGUCAACCAUUGGUGGCAGCGAUGCGACGAUCCUGGUUGCAACUAGUUUUUCGUGGUACUCUUGUGCUAAUAGUCCUUGGCACUUUGGCCUGCCUGGCGGCGCAACUGGACUUCGUUGGAACUCAUUUUACGGCGAUUAGUCGGCUUUUCCUGAUAAAAAUUCUGCCAAUUUGGAAUUGGCAACCUUUAUACUAUGAGAAUUGUAUGAUCAACAAUCCUUUCUACAACGAUCAUAUGAUCACAGAGGACGAUUGUGUGACUUGUGAAGCAUUGGAAACCAUUGACCGCUUAUCAGAUGUGAGAUAUCGAAAUCUUGUGGACAAUUACUUGAGUCGCGAUGCACCUGCAAUCAUCACGGAUGCGAUGGAUUCUUGGACAGUUAUGAAUACAGACUAUUUUUGGUUCGACAAUAUUACUCACCUCUACUUGGAGAAUGAGCGAUUGAUGGAAACGGUGCCUUGCGCUUUGACCUCAAAUUUGAGAACCGGAUCGUCCGAUUUGGCAGCAUUUCUGCGUCGAGUUCAUUCUCCAGAAGUGGCCAAAUGGUUUGUCCACUGGCAAAAUUGCGAUAUCAAUGCGGUAAAGGUACUAAGAAAGUAUUAUCAACGACCGUACUUCCUUUCGAGUACAGUCUCGCCAGCGCACUUCAAUUGGGUCCUGAUGUCUUCGGAUUACAACAGUCCGAGUUACAAAAAGGUUGAAUUGGAUUCUGGACUGAUCGCUCUGGCCCAAUUGCGAGGAGCUACGCAGCUUCGUUUGACACCUAUAAAUCCGUGUAACAGCUCGUGUCCCGAAUUAAUAGCGGAUUUGCAUCAAGGUGAAAUGUUGGUUUUCACCAAUUUAAUGUGGACAUUGGAGUAUGCACCGAUGAGAGGGCUGGACAACAUUGCGAUCUUGACCGAAACCGUUUGGGAGGAGGAUACGUAGAUUGCGGUUUUUCGAACUCUAUACGUACUUACAUAUAUUAUGUAUACAUAUACACACAACCGUUUUGUUGCAAAAAUUAUUACCCAGAAAAAGAAUUUAAAAUCAUUGCACACGAAUGCAUGAUUAUAC